GGGGGUGGUCACCCGGACUCUGUUGUGGAGGAAGCGAUGUGGCGCGACCGCGGUGGGGGGACGUUGAGACGACGCGGUUUGACGCGGCAACGAUGAAGAGGAGAGCUGCCGGCCAGUGCGCUAGUGGAGCGUAGCUGGCGCGCAGGCCAUGUGCACCUCGUCAUGCUCCGCCGUGUCAAGCGUAGGGCGCCAUCGCCACCUUCCCCGAGCCGGGCCAACCCUGCCGCGGCCGUCGCCACGCACGUCGCCACCUCGGCCGCCAUCUCCGAUCCCGCGCCCCGCCCUCUGGUGCCAACCUCCUCCUCGUCAUCCUCCUCGUCGUCGUCCUCCUGCUCCUCACCGUCGUUGUCGUCAUCGUCGUCGUCCGGCGAGGCCCGGCCCACGGGUUGCCGGACGCGCAAACUCGGCGUCUACUCACGCUCGUCCACGCCGCGCGACUCGCUCGAGAACGGCGUGACGCCGACGUCAACUGCGCCGUCGGCGCCGCGGCGCGGCGGCGGUGUUGACGCCGCUGAUCAGAGAGACUCGGGCGUGUUCUGCCGCUCCGAGCUAGACCGCGGCGGUGGCAACGGCGGCAACGUUGGUGGCAGCGGUGGCUCCCGCCGAUCGUCAUUCGAGCCGGCCAAUCCGGCGUCGUCGUCGUGGCUGUGGGGCAACGGCAGCGUCCGCGGGGACGGCGUCGCGGGCGGCGCCCUCGUGGACGGUCCCCGGGCCGUCGGCGCCCCGCGACGGCCCGGCUCGGCGACGGACGCCGAGGCGAGGCCGCCGCUGGCGUCGCAGCGGGGCGUGUCCCACGGAGCGAGCGACGACCUCGGGGCAUCGCUCGUCUUGCAGUCUGGCGAGAGCCAGGUGUGGCGGCUGCACAUGGUGAAGGGCCGCGAGGGGCUGGGCGUGCAGGUGAAGGGCGGCCACAGCUCACGCAGCGGAGGCCCCCACGGCCUCCUCGUCACGCACAUCGACAAGGGCGGCGCCGCCGAGAGGGACGGCCGCCUGCUCCCCGGCGACGAGCUGCUCAUGAUCAACGGGCGGCCGCUCGUGGGCCUCUCGCACCACGAGGCGGUGGCACUGCUGCGCUCCUCCUCGGGCACCGUGCAGCUCGUGGUGGCGCGCGAGUCCGGGACGGACGCCGCGAUGCGGCCGGCCGCGAUUCCGGAGGCGCCGCAGAACGACGUUUGCACCGCCGCAGCAACCGGCGCCGCAACCGGCACGACCCCAACUGCCGCCCCCGCCCGCCACGACUCGCGCGGCCGCCAACACCACCACCAUCACCACCACCGCCACAACAGUCAGCGGAACCACAACCACCACAGCAACCACAGCCACCACCGGCAGCACGAUCGCGGCGACGGCGAGGGCGCGAGCCCGGCGCACGACGCGGCGAGCGGCGCCGACGGCGCGGCGCGCGGAAGCGAGAAACGCCGCAAGGGUGACCACAAGCGGCGGAGGGCGCACAGGAAGGAGGCCCCCGCCGGCGCUCGGGACGAUCGGCACGCCGACGCCGAGGCGGCGGAUGGGGAGAGCCUCCCGGCGGCCGGUCGGACCGGCGCCGAGGCGGCGAACGGGGGCGGCGGAGCGGCGAGCGGAGCGGAGGACGGGCAGAGGGAGCACGAGGCGCUGCGCGGAGCCCAGCGGCGGAGCGCGAGGGGCGCGGUGGUGGUGGCGGAGGAGGAGCCGCAGCAGGGAAAGGGCGAUCCCGUCGCCACGAGGACUCCCGUGUCGCGCUCCUUCUCCGAGCAAGCGACGCGUGUCCACGAGCCGGGCCCCGGCCGCCCGCCGUGUCCUUCGACCUCCCAGCGGCCGCCCCGUGGCCCCGUGCCCGCGAGCCCCGCGGCCGCCCCGCUGCCGUCGCCGGGCUCGCUUCCCCGCGGGGGAAACGAGGAGAGCCGCAGUCCCUCGACGGCGGAGACGCAGGCCGGCAGGGGGGCGGCCGACGGCGCCAGACCCGCGAGCGAGGGCGGGAAGGAGACGGGCGCUGGGGAGGGGCAAGCAAUGGUGGUGGCACGCUCUCUCUCAAAACCUCGCAGCAAAUCCACAGGUGGCCGGGGUCGCCUCGAGUCGGUGGGCGAGGAUGACGAACUCCGCGUGGCCGAGGGCGGCGUCUUCUCGGCGCCGGCGUUGCCAGCGCCGGCGACCGAGGCGACGGGGGCAGCAGAGGGCAGCCCCGAGCGCCAGGGCCAUGGCAGCCGCAAGCACUCGCUCCCGCAGCAGCUGGACAUCAGCGCCGUGUGCCAGGACUUCACGGUGAUCAAGAAGUCGUCGCGCUCGCUCAGCACGGUGCAGGUGGAGUCGCCCUGGAGGCUCUCGCAGCCGUCCAUCAUCUCCAACAUUGUGCUCAUGAAGGGCCACGGCCGGGGCCUGGGGUUCAGCAUCGUGGGAGGACAGGACUCGGCGAGGGGACGCAUGGGGAUCUUCGUGAAGACGAUCUUCCCUAGCGGCGCCGCCGCCGCCGACGGACGCCUCAAGGAAGGCGAUGAGCUCUUGGAAGUGAAUGGGGAGUCGCUGCAGGGCCUGACUCACCAGCAGGCCAUACAGAAGUUCAAGCAGCUGAAGAAGGGCGUCGUGACGCUUACCGUGCGCACGCGUCUGCGUAGCCCGAGCCUCACGCCUUGCCCCACACCGACGCGGCUCAGCCGCUCCAGCACCCCCAACUCCAACUCAAACGCCAGUGGCGGGGGCACCCCGGUGCCGGACUCCGAGGAUGGGGGGCCCAGCAGCUCCGGGGCGGGGCCCGGCGCGGGGCCCGACGUCGCCGCGGCGACGAGGAGGGGACCCGGGCCCAAGGACCGCGUCGUCAUGGAGGUGGCCCUGCGCAAGGAGGCCGGCGUGGGACUUGGCGUCGUGGCGUGCUUCGUGGCACUGGAGAAUUCCGCGCCGGGGAUUUACAUCCACAGCCUCGCGCCGGGCUCCGUCGCCAAGAUGGACGGGAGGCUCAGCCGGGGAGACCAGCUGCUCGAGGUGGACUCGGUGAGCCUCCGGCACGCGGCGCUCAGCGAGGCCUACGCGGCCCUCAGCGAGUGCGGCCCCGGUCCCGUGAGCCUCAUCAUCAGCCGCCACCCGGACCCCAAGGUCUCGGAGCAGGAGAUGGACGAGGCGAUCGCGAGGCCGAACCCACGCAGCGCCACGAGCAAAGAUUCCUCGCCGGCCCCUGGCGGCAUCACCGCCGCACUGCCCCCCAAGAGCCCGGCACCCUCCCCGGGCCCCUCCCCGUCCACGCGACCCCGCCAGGUCGAGAACGCGACCUCCGCACUCAGCUGGACGAUGCGACGCUUCCUCGAGCCCAUGAGUCGGCAAGGAUCCGUGAGCUCGGAGGCCGAGCUCUCCCAGUAUUUCCCGGCCGAGGCGCCCGCGCAUCCGGCCGCCCUGGACAGACCGGACAUCGCUGGCACUCCUCCUCCCCCUCCGGCUCAUCCUCCGGCUCCGGCUCCUCCUGCUGCUCCCCAUCCUCACGUCGGCUCCGGCGCUCACGGCAACGCGGGGCACGGCUCGCCCGUCCCGCCGUCCACGCGGGGAGCGGCGCCGCCACCCUCGACGCCGCCGCCGCCGCCGCCGGCACCGUCGGCGUCGUCGCACGCCAGGAAACCGUGGGUGUGCGAGGGGAAGCGGCGGGACGCGGGGGAGCGCCGGGAGGGGCUGGCGGGGAGCGUGGGAGCGCUCGCGCCGCGCCAGUCGCUCGCCAGCCUCACAGUUGUCGCCCGCACGCUCGACAAAGCCUCGUGCACACAGCACGUGCGCACGUUGGACUCCCUUCGCCCACCGCACGUAGGCCAGCCGCGCUACGUGCGGUUGGCGAAAGAAGCGCAAAGAACACCCAACGCAACGCGUGCCGUCAAUGGCACUGCGCUGGAGAGGGAUGGAUGGGACUGUUCCCGGCCACUAGAAGCGUCACGGCAAACGGCGGAAACGGCUGAACGCACGGAACGUAAAACGACGAGCGCCAACGUUAACCUGCGCGGCCGCUGCGGGCAUCACCCGGAGCGCAGGGGACACGCCGGCCGGGACACGAAGUUGGAGAGGCAUUCGGGUCGCGACGCCCGGCACGAGAGACGUCCGCAGCCCGCCUCCACUCGGGCAGAGGAGGCGACGCUGCAACAGCGGCGGCAGCAGCAGCAGCAGCAGCAACAACGGCUGCAGCAGCAGCUGCAGCAGCAGCUACAGCAGCAGUUGCACAGGCCCCAGCCGCCGUCAAAACAAGACGCCCGCACCGCCAGGGGCCCCACGGACGCCAGCAACAACUCUUUGACGGUGCGUGAGGCCUCGCCGGAGCCGGCGAGGAGUUCGCCUCCGUCUGAGGGAACGCCGAGCGCCGCCGCCGGCACCGCCGCCGCCGCCGCCGCGGCACCGCCGCCGCCACUCGUCCGCAACCGGCAGGUGGAGGCGGCGAAGCAGGCGGCGCCGGACAGCCCUCAGGCGUCGCGCAGCCCCCUGCUCCGGCAGCGGCGCGUCCUGCGCCACGAGGACGACGGCCUGAGCGACGAGGAAGGCGGCGGCGGGCGACCGGCGCGGGAGGGACGGGGCCCGGCGGGGAGGGGCGGCAGCUUCCGCACGUGCCAGGCGGCCCGGCGAGGAAGGGCCGCCGAUCGCCCCGUGACCGACGCGGCCGCCGACGGCCCUUCGCGAGCACCGUCUCCGUCGUCUUCCGCCCUCUCCGCGGCGGUGGCCGUGUUCUCGUCGUCGUCCUCGUCGCAAUCGUCGGCGGUCAAGCGGGAGCUGGCCAACUCGGGCAUCGUCAUCGCCACCUCGUCGGUGGAGGUGGACGACGAGAGCCAGGACAGCGACUUCUUCUGCUACGGCGGCAACGCUCGUGCCGCCAGCAGCGACGUGCCCAGCUCGCAGCACGGCAGCUCGCUCGAGUCGGAGGACGGGCUCGGCGCGGGCAGGGAGCGCGGCGGCGACUCGCCGCUCGUGCUCAUCCGUGGCACCAUCGCCACCACGUACUUUGACUACGCGGGGGGCGCUACGGAUACCUGCGGCGAAGGCGGCGGGGGUAGUGGGUUGACCGUGGGCCGACACGCGGACCCGCGGAGCGACGGAGAGGUGAGUUGCGCCGCCGGCGGACAAAUCGAUUUCAAGCGAUCGCCCAAGCUGGAGCACAAGGCGGUGAUGCGGGUCAAGAGCAUGCUGAGCGUAGAGUGUCCACAGCAGCAGCAGCAGCAACAGCAGCAGAUCACCUCAUGCCAGGCACAGUCGCCAACAAACAGAACCACAGCCAAGCCCCAGGCGAAGGGUGGAUUGACCGACCCCUCUGCAGUCGAUGCCGCAAGGUCGGAGGGUACAGACCUGGGGGACACGGAACCCCUCGCUCCGGAGGCGGCUCACGGUGAGGCCUCCUGCUCUGCCGGAGUGGAGGGAGCGGACGACACUUCACACGGUGACGGCUCGGGUUGGAUCGGUCGUACCGGAGAACGUGGUGUUGCCGUGCCACGCGCGGACGUGUCGUCAUCACAAGGCCUGGAUGGCGAACGUCCGGACUCUGUGACGUGGACUGAUUCUGUUAUUCAUAUCCACCGUGAAAGCGAACUUCGCAAUCUAUCCGGCGCUGCGGACCUGACCGACCGCGUGGGGUCGGACAUCCGUGCCGACGCCGGGAAUCCGACGGUGCCCGUCCCGCCUUCCGGAGGACGCGACGACGGUGCGCCCACCGCUGUCGUCGGCGGCGACCCGGCCUGCCGGUGCGCGGAGGAGGCGGCCGCGGGCUACGACCCGCCCUCGAGACCCGGCCAAGCGCGCUCCGUCGUGAACGGCGAUGGCGAGGGGGGUCCCCGGGGCGGGCGGCCCGGGUCGUACGACCUGCAGGUGGUGCAGAUCUCGAGGCGGGAGUCGGAGACAUUCGGCCUGGACCUGGAGAUAAAGCCGGCACCCAUGCGCGUCUACAUCAAGGAGCUCAAGCGCGGCGGAGUGGCCGAGCGGGAGGUGGGCGGCCGCCUGUGCUGCGGCGACGAGGUGCUGUGCGUGAACGGCGUGACGCUGUCGCUGCUGGAGCCCGACGAGGCCUGCCGCCUCUUCUGCAGCUUGCCGCUGUCCUUGCGCAUGGUGCUGCGGCGAGACGCCACGCGCGCACUCCCAGCAGCAGAGAAAGGCACCAUGAGCUCCGGCGCCAUGCCAGCAGACCCCCCGAUGGGGGAGGGGGGCCCGGCGGGCCAGGCUGGCGAGGCCCGGCAACGGCGCUGCGACCCCGACCCCGACUCCGACCCCCUCGUCAGCGAAACGAAACGGGAAGCGGCAGGGGAAGCGGAGCUCCCACUACGAGCGCUGCUCGCGGAACCGCAACAGAAGCAGCAGCAGGAGGAGGAAGGGGAGCAGCAAGAGGGGGAGGGGGAGCAGCAAGAGAAGCAGCAAGAGGAGGAGGUACCGCCUCCUCAAGGCAAAGGCGGAGACGACGACUACAGCUACGACAACAACAACGAUGACCACAGCGACAUCCCCGUGUCAUACAUCGACGACGUGCUCGACCAGAUCUCGUUCGAGGAUAGGGGUUGCAGCGAUGGCGGCGGCGGUAACGGCGCGGGAGAGGGAAGCGCGGUGCCACUGGCCAGCGGAGUCGGAAUAGUCGGCACGGAAGCGAUAGAAGGAACGAGCGGCAGCAGCGACGAGGAAGCGAGAGAGCGGAGUGCGACGGAACCGCGCCCCGCUUCCCUCCCCGCGCUAGAAAGUUACGACCGCGAGGGAGACCGGCGCGGGACAGAGCGGGAGGCGCGGGACCGGCGCACGGACGGUUUCUCGGAGAGGGACGAUCCCGCGAAGCGAGCGGCGCCAGCCGACUGCGACGACGACGACACCCGCGCCGAGCAGGAGGAUCUCGCCGAUCGAGCGACGCCCGGCGAGGCGCUCACCGGAGGAGGAGGCGACAGGACGCGCGGCGGCGAUCCGUGCUCGGAGGCGUUCGUCGUGGCCGAGCGAGCGCCCUUGGCCUCGGAUCCUCGGAGCGAGGCCGCGGAUGUUGGGGCCGAUGAAGACGCCGCUCGCGUCAAGGUGCUUGGUGGACACGUGCGUGACGCGGACUCGGCUCCUGGCGUAGAGAAUGAAGUCUCGUCCCUUCCACGGGCAGACCGUUGCAAGGGAGAUGGGCUUGUUGAGCCUCGACUGCAAGCUGUGACUGGCGGAGCGGUGGACGGUGGUGAGGGGAGGAGUGAAAAUCCGAGGCAGAUGGAGGACGACGUUUUUGUGCAAGGAGAGGUCAGAGACGUUAAAAUGAGACCCCACUCACCUCCAGCGCCGAGCUUGGACUACAGUGACCCCAGGGCAGAAGCCUUAGGGAUGAAUAAUCGGGAACAUCCAGAGCUUCCGCAGGAGAGGUCAGUACUUCAGGGACUGCCCUGCACGGCGGUUCACCACACCUUCUGCGAUGGUCAGAGUUCUGCCAACGUGGCCAAGUCCGACCGUCCUCCCAAAACGCUCCCGAAACCCAAGAUCCCGCUCGCACAACUCCUGCAACGUGCCGAUAGCCAAAACUCCUGCCUCGACGAGCCGCCAGGAAGCGCCGCCUGCUCUGUGACCACGAGAGCAGACCCCGAGCCCGAUAAACGCACCUCUCACUCGGCGGCCAGGGUGUCGUUUGUGACUCUCUCUGGUCCUGAACAACCGCUGGACAAGGACAGGGCAAUUGAAGUGACAAACAUUGCGACGGCGGAGGACCAGCCAGAGGCAGUGGUGUGCAGGCCCGUGAAGCCCAUGACGCCCGGCCAGAUCCUGUCGAGGAGGCACUCGAAGGAGUGGGUGGCGACAAAACCAGCGGCGGAUUCCUUCCGCGCCUUCAGCACCGCCAGCGUGGGCGACGAGAAGUCCAAGCAGAGAUCGGCGGCAGUGGGGAGAGCCCAGAGCUUCCAGCCCAAAUCGCCGCUGGUCGCGAGCCGAUCCUUUCCUAGCGGAGCUUCUACGGAGGGCAAGAGAGCGAGUGGUGGCGGCAGUGGCAGCACCACGCCCGCCAAGUUCUUGAAGGUGAAAGCGACGCCGGUGAUGCUGGACGACGCAGAAGACGUUCCCAAGGGAACGGGCGAGUGGGCCUCUCCGCCGAGUUCCAGAAGCGACGCAACAAAUGCUGAAGGCACCGAGAAGAUCGUUAUCCUCCCGUGCACUGCGACAACGACGCAGGGGCAACGGACUGCAAGCCCCAUGGCCGGUGACGUUGAGAGGAGCGCGCUGUCCGAUAGUCAGCCACGGAAAGUAAAAUGGUCUGACACAGAAAAAGACAAAUCGAGGGUGGCGGACUCGAUUGAGAAUUCCAAGCCGACCGGCUUGUCUGUCCGCCAGAAGAUCUGCUCCUUCGAAAGCCUCUUCGGCAUCCAGGACACACCCCUGUCCGGGCUGAAACCGGGGGACAGGAGGUCUGUGGUCGGGUACGUCCCCGUCGGUCACUCGGACGAGGACAAGCCAACAGCUUUGCUGAGGAAGGACGUCGCGUUUCACGGCGGGAAGAGGGAAAACCUACUGCAGCUCUCCAAGUCAACAUCGUUGGACGUUCAUUCUUAUCAGAUGACGGGCAAAAGCAAGGAUGCGGCAAAGGCCAAGAGGAUCUUCCACGAGAGGACCUCAUCCGCGGAUGGACACACGUUUACCGACAGGGGUCAGACGGCGAGCGCAGAGAGUUACCUGUCCGUCGACACGAGUCCUCCUCCGGCCGCCGGAGCCGAGCACCAUCCCGGGCCAAGCUCAAACUCCGUCUCCCGCUCGAGGACGUCUGGCCACCUCAUGAAGCGGCCGAGCGACGAUGCUUCGCCCGCUGGGAACUCCGCCUCGUCGAAAAGCGACGGCCUGGAAAUCUCGUCGAGCUCGCCAGCGGUGCCGCGAUCGCCAGCGGCCCGGUCCGCUCAUUGGCGGUUAGAGGUUUUGCGGGACGAGGCUGCGCCAGCUCCUCCUCCAAACGCCGCUGCCGCCACAGCCACCGCUGCCACGGCCGCCACAGCUGCCGCUGCCGCCGCCGCCACAACCACCGCGAGCAGCAGCUCCCCCGAGUCGGCGUCCGACGAGGACAGCAUUUCAGCAGCGGACAGCGACAACUGCCAGCUGGAUCGCAGCUUCUCCAUCAGCCUGGCGGAGCUGAACGAGUCGGCCUCGUCGGCGCUGUGGGACGAGGGCGGGCACGAGCGCUCGCUGUCGAGCAGCUCCACGCUCUCCGUGGCUUCCGUCGCGUCACUGCUUCCGUCAGCCGAGAUCGAGCGACUCGUGGAGGAGUCGCGCUCCCUCGGGGACGAGGGCCUGGAGGACGUGCGCGUGGUCGUGCUGCACAAGGACGAGGGCGUGGGCCUAGGCUUCAGCGUCGCCGGAGGCUGCGACCAGGAGAACGCUGUCGUCACGAUUCACCGCGUCUUCUCGCGCGGCGUGGCGGCCCAGGAGGGAACGAUCCACCUGGGCGAUCGCCUCCUCUCCAUCAACGGCCGCUCCCUCAAGGGCGCCAGCCACGACGAGGCACUCUACGCCGUGCGCCAGGCUCGUGUGCCGCGCCAGGCCGUCGUGGUCGUGCAGAAGAGCGGCCCUGGCGGUGGUGGCGGUGCGGCGGCCGUGGGACGGCACGCGGACCCGCGGGGCGACGGAGCUUCGGGCAGCGCUCGAGGCGUGGCGCCGGUGGUGUCCGUGGCUGGCGAGGCCAACGCCGGCGAUGCCGGAGACGAUGGCAAGGAAAAGGGCCGGGAUGGUGGCGAUGGUGCGUCCCGACAAAGCGACUCUUUUUCAAACCGAAACGCUUUUGGUUCUUAUCGUGUAGGAACACACAUUGUCGCUGUGUCCCGGGCUGUCCCACGCGGGUGUCCAGUUGCAUUCAUGAGAAACAAAAUACUUGAAAGCAAUGGCCAAGAGCAUCGUCUGGCACGCGCUCGAUUCGAUCGCAUCGCCGAUUGCUCCGAUUUGUGUUGGUUUUUGCGUCUCAUCGGAAUCCGGUUGCCAGGGGAGACGGUGACCAUGGAGCUCGUGAAGACAGGCGCGGGCCUAGGCUUCAGCCUCGAGGGUGGCCGCGGAUCCAUCCACGGGGACCGGGAACUCACCGUGAGACGGGUGUUCGCCGCGGGCGGCGCGAGCGGCGUCCACGCCGGCGACGUCCUCCUCUCCAUCGGGGACCGCGACGUCCGCGGCCUCUCGCGCUUCGACGCGUGGAACCUCAUCAAGGCCCUGCCCGAGGGCGCGACGGCCGUCACGCUACGCCGGGCCGGCGAGGGCGGCGAUGACGACGGCGGCGGCGGCACGAGGAGCACCUCUUGAGAAAUAGAAGAUGUCUUAUUGUAAUAAUAAUAAUAAUGCAAUAAGGAGAAUGGGCGAUUUUAACUCGUGACGCGCCGCACAGCAUUCGCUCACUCUAAAAGUGAGAGAGGGUGAGAGGGGGGCGCGAGCAGGAACCGCAGACAGAUAAGGAGGCAGCAGGCAGGUGGUAAGCCUGCGCCAGCAAUUGCCCAAGCUCUGCGCUCCUCUAAUAUAUUCAGAUGUCUUCAGCCAGUUGAGUUUUUUUUUUUUACACGAGGGGGCCAACGCUCUCUCCCGUACGGAAGGGACGGAUGUUUGUUUAGUCCACAUUUUCAUCCAGCAGUAUAUCGAUAGAGGGUUGUACAUUAUUUUAACGUGCUUUUAAGUAGCUGAAACAGCUGCCCUCCUCCUCCUCCUCCUCAGCACUUCUUUGUGCUAAAGCAUCGCCAAUAAUGUGGAUCUAACAACGGACAUGCGCACAACCGAGUGUACUGACGAGUGUGCAGGCGGUGUGACUGAACUGCUCCCCACCAAUCGCACAUUUCCCCAUGCCCCCCCCCCCCCAUUUCAUUGCUCACACCAGGGUCCAUGCCGAUCACGGUGCUAGGGCACUGGAUGGAGAGGCUCGCAGGAAACGCAUUGCAUACAGCGGUGUACGGAUUGUCAAAAAAGUAAAGGCGGGAUUCUUGCACAUGCGUGAUUCGAUGCGUGUGCCGCGAGCCUAAAGGAUUUCACAUUCGUCGCCGGAAUCGUUGCACCUUUUACGUAACGUUCACCAGAGUUUGAGCCCUUCUCCUCUGCGCGUAGUCACCGUAAAGUCGAAAGGUCUUGCCACGCUGCACACGGCCUCUUGGCAAAUGAAGUCACUCGUAAUCCCCCGGGGGACAAACAACAAGAGCUCAACUCAUUCGUCAAUAACGCUGCCUGCGAACGGAAAAUAAUAUAUUCAGGCAAAUGCCCUUCUUCGACGAAUGCGUUAAAGUUUUUUGUUGUUGUUUGUGCUCUUGUGCACAAUUGCCAACGCAGCAUCACAAAUAAAUGGGAAUGCAUUGGAGCUGUGUUGCUGCUUCUCCCCCCCGCCGCCGUGUCGCGCACAAUGAACGCAUGAACGCACGUGCUCACUAUCCUACGAGUUGGACGGGCGCUCAAUCAAAACGGGAGUCAUGCUUUAAAUAAACAAAAAAGUUUUACGAUUUGACGGACAUAUUCUUUUUUAUCACCGUAACUCAGGGUUCAGGAUUCUUAUUUUCGUUUUUUUCUUUGUGGCGAUUCGUAUAUUACUGUGUACGUAUAAAAUAUCUUUAAGUUACUUCGCACAACGUCGCAUAGCCCGCUUGUACGCACACACACAUACCUACGAAGAUUGAAUGGUUCUUAAACAGGGGGCAGCACGAGCCGGGAGAGUUAAUAAGAGUGGCGUGAAAUUGAACCCUCCAACCCUGCAAUUACUGGCACCGAUGGUUGGCGCAACAAGGGAAAUGCGUCAAUGCAACAUGGGUGGCGGCAAUGCACUGCGCCCCAUUUGCGUGACGUUGGGUGGCUUUGGUUUUAUAGUUUUAACCGGGGCUUCAUUUCAACUGGAGCUGUAUGUGGCUGAACUCCAGAAAAUAUCCCCCCCCCCACCAAAGGAGAAGUGGGGGGCAGGGGAGGGGGGAUUGGGCAAUGUCCAGCAAAUAUUUAAUGAGAAAUUAAGCCCUGGUUUUAGCUCUCCGAUAUGUUUUCGGGUUUGUACGGCGGGUGGUGUCCAGCACGGUGUCCGAUGUUUCGUUCCGCAUGUCCGGGAACUUUUUCAGGAACUGAAUUGAGCCGCUCACUCUCCCUGGACUAUGUGGCGUCGUCUUGGUUGUGGGUUGAGACUUGAGAGCUGUCGAUGCCUUGACCUUAUGGCAAGCGCGGUUUCAAGCGUUGGACUUUGUGGAGGGCAUUUGUUGUCAUUUUUUUCUUCCACCUUCAGGCUGCUAGCGUCUCGGAUGUGGACUGAUGGUAAAAAAAUGGUGAAAUAAUAAUAGCGGGAAUUGUUUUAUUUAAUAUAUUUGAUUAAACUCAGCGAUUGAAACGGCAGUGGCCGUUGGCUUAAAAAGUGUGUAUUGUAACUUAGGCUUGUGAUCCUGAGCAGAAUUAGCUCAUGGGAGGAAAUAAAAACAAUCCUCUAUGGUGCUUUCUGCAACUGGUCACCUUGUCAGCCGUGGUCGAUCCACUGCUGGAUGAAGGCCCUCCCCUAAGCUGCCGCCGUCUCCCACGAUCCUGCAGUGUAACGAUCAACCUGGCACCUGCACACGAACCCAUUUAAUUGCUCCACCUUCUUCGUGGAUAUCUCAGAUUUCAAGGCAAUAGACAUCUCACAUGAGCCGAUCGAAUCGCUCCAUCUCGGUGGACGUCCUCCCAUUUCAAGCCAAGAGAUGCACAAACAGCCUCCACACUGCCGUGCUGCGUUUAACCGAAGGUGAUGUGUGACAUCUACAAGUAUGGGGGCUGGCGUUAUAGCCGCGUGAUUUUUCAUACUCUACACAAUGACAACAAACCUUGAGGCUGUUUUUAUUGGUUAACAGAUGUUUAUUCUGCUCAACAAACAGCCAAGUAUUCUCCAUUUAAAAAAGCCAUUGUCUGCUGCCUUAAAAAAAGUGUUUAAUUGCACACUAUCGUGUGACCUUUCUCAUCACCAUUCAAUCCUUGACCGAAUGUACGCGGAAUAUUGUCGCUCCAGCUUAGGAAAAUAUUUCCACUAUGAACCAAACUACCAUUAAGCUGGUGUGAAACGUGCACUCAAUUGUAUAUAUGGAGGUGUCAUUGUGUUAACGUUAUAUUUUAAUUACAAAGAAACACAAACGCAAACUGCCGGAUGUAAAAGAAAAAAAAACGAGAGUUUUGGUUACCAAAAAAAUAAUAAAAAAAUAAAGAUUUUAUAUUG
Petromyzon marinus (sea lamprey) is the source of this 13075-nucleotide messenger RNA. The record is from RefSeq and is a predicted model, not a curated record. Lineage: Eukaryota; Metazoa; Chordata; Hyperoartia; Petromyzontiformes; Petromyzontidae.